This is a messenger RNA of Pomacea canaliculata, 6133 nucleotides long. RefSeq names its product ubiquitin carboxyl-terminal hydrolase 1-like. Gene Ontology annotation, cellular component: nucleus; cytosol. Gene Ontology annotation, molecular function: cysteine-type endopeptidase activity; cysteine-type deubiquitinase activity. Lineage: Eukaryota; Metazoa; Mollusca; Gastropoda; Architaenioglossa; Ampullariidae. The record is from RefSeq and is a predicted model, not a curated record. Gene Ontology annotation, biological process: protein deubiquitination.
ACUAACUCGACUAGCGACGCUAAAUAUGUUUCUUUCGCAGAAAAUGUUGACUGGAGAAAUCCAAGAGACAAAAUCAACGUUCCGGUAAAUCAACAGGCGUCGUUUUGUGAAAGAAACCAAAAAAUUCUCGGAUUUGCUGAAAAAACUUAAAUCCAUCCUAUUUCACCCCCAAAAAGAGUAAACAAUGGUUGUUGCGGAUGAAGACCCUCCACGUAAGCGCUCCAAGCUGUCUCUAAAGUCUUCUCGAAAAGGAGAAAGUGCACCACUGGAAGAGCCACCUUCUUUGGAAGCAGCAGGUGCUGCACCACAGGGACCUAUUGUUCGGCCAAAAACUGAGCCCACAGCUGAAGACUGCCCUCCUCCUGUUUUGGAUUUGUCUCAAAGUGACCUUCCUUGUGACAGCUAUGGUGUACCCCCAGUUGCUUCCCUAGAAAAUCUGGGAAACACCUGCUUUCUCAACAGUGUACUAGAAGUUUUGCGAUACACUCCUUGUUUCCUGGAAGGCCUGGGGGAACUGUACCGACAUAUAGUAUACCUAGAAAAAGUUAGAGUCGCAGCAUCUUCCAAAAAUGGUUCAGAGGUGAAACCAGAGGUUAUGUUGUCAUGGGAACUGGUAAAGAGCAUCUACAAGACAUACAAAAUGAUGGAGAAAAAGGAACAAAUGUUCCACCAGUUAGCCAGUCCAGACGUGACAAGCAUGUCUGUGAAGCCAAAUAAGAUUCUAGAUGACAUCAGGUAUUUCAACCCCAUGUUUGAGGGAAACAUGCAGCAUGAUGCUCAAGAACUGCUUCGCUGUCUUCUAUGCUACCUGGAAAAUGCCGAGAAAGAACUUCAUGAUGCUUACACAGCCAUACUGGCUGUGGAUCCAUCACUGCUCAAAAUGUCUGCAGUUUCAGCUGAGAAAGAGCAACGUGUCAGACAGAGAAGAUUCUGUUUCUGUGUAAGGUGCAGAAUUCAAUCAUGGAAAAGUUUCUUGAAAGGGGAAAAAGUCGGUGGAACAGGUCAUCAGGAAGCAAUAGUCAAGCAAGAAGACAGUUUGAUAGACUCAAAAGGGACAUCACGCAGUGAGGUGAACUUUGCAAGUAAUACAGGUCAGGAGUUGGCAUUGAAGGAGAGAGAUGCAAAUUGUGACUCUAUAGAUGAAAGUUUUGAGAGGGAAACGAGCAUGAGAUGGAACAAUGGAGUCGAAGCAGAUACACAAUCAUCAAAGCAACCUGUUGACCAGCUCAUUGGUAAUGGGUCUUGUAACCCAGAGAGAAUAAAAGAGAAUGCCAAGUCACCUUGUAACUGUCCACAACCAAAGCGUCGGAAAGUGGGGAAAGGUCUCUGUGUUAAAGAAGGGUUAGAUGAGGAUGAGGUGGAUUCCUGCGACACUGUGACUUCAUCAGGGUAUCCUGCUAUGGGGAAGAAGGUGGAAUGCAUAGACAAGGAUUGUAAGGCAGCUGUGUCCAAUCAAAGUCCCAGCAAGACCCGUUCGUCUCCUCGACUGUCGGUGACUAAUAUGCAUGCUAAAUGUCAGUUUAACAGCUGUGAUUCCUCAAAAGUUUGCCAGAAACCUAGAACACAGAACUGCGAACCAGCUGUGGACAAUGAAUCCUCCUCAGAAAAAUGUAAGAAAAACAUUGCGGUGGCUUGUGAAAAAAAAAUUCAGCCAACUAUUUUGUCGAUGUUUGAAAAAAAGCGACUUGGUAUGAGAGGUGGUGUUGCACGCAGAAGCUUUGCAGGAAGUAUGCCGUUUAAUGAGAAUAAAAUAGACAUAGACUUCAAAACAGAUGCUGGCAACCUAAGAACAUCUCCACGGAAACAUAAUGGUAGCUGUUCAAAUAUGAUUUCAAGGUAUGCUGCCAAAGGGGGAUUGCAAGGGGGAACUUGUGACAGUGAAGAUGAGACAGAAGGUGCUGGCACAUCAAUCUUAGACAAGGAAGGAUUAUCCCCUAAGACAAAUUCUCUAGAAUCUGGGAAUGAAGAUGUUGCACAAGGACCUAAUAAAACUGCUUGUCCUAUACAGCUGAUGGCAAAAGAGAACAUUCAAGAAAGCACAUCGACUGCAGAGUGUGCAGAGAGAACUACCAAAUCAGUAGACGACAAGCAGACACCAGCUAAACAGCAAGUUUUGCAUACCAACUCCAAGUGUGGCUCUGGAUCACCUAGCCACAUGAACAGUGUUUUGCUUUCAUUAUCAAGGAACACCAUUUCAGACACACCAAAGAGUUGCUUAGGAAAACCUGCAGCAGAAUCUUUCACCUGGGACAAGAGUAAGCUGAGUUCACCAGUUGCUAGCAAUGUCAGCCAAGAUGUCUGUAAAGCGAAGAGUGCAGCAUUGCUGCAGCCUGGCAAACUUAUGAUAAAGCUGGAGAAAUGUGACCAUGUGUGCAACAGCCCUUCUAUUUCUGCAUCUGCAGCAUUGAAAGUGCUUCAGGCACCUUCGCCUGCCUGUCGACGAAUGACCUUUGUCAAAAAUGAAGCAAACAACGUGACCUCCAACAGUGUAGACAGUGAUAAUGAAGACGACGAUGUAAGCUUAGGAACCAUGGGGUCUUUCAAGUCAGUCCCACUAAAAUCAGUGUGCAUCAAGGUUGAGAAAUGUGACAUGGUGUGCAACAGUCCAGACAAAUCGGUCAACGCUCAGUUCGCUGCCACCUACCUAGCUCGCCAAAGAGCUCAGCGCUUCAACAUCAUAGAGAAGCUUUUCCAAGGGACCAUGAUGAUGCGUACCAAGUGCCUGGAGUGUGAGAGAUGCACAGAACGAAGGUCCUUCCAGGAUGUUAGUGUGCCACUGAAAAGGGAGUGCAGCACUGAUACAGAUUCAGAAUCAGAUGAAGAAAGAGAUUCCUCUCUGCUUAGCCUGAUGCAUGCAUUCACAGAUGUUGAACACCUUCGAGAUGACAACAAGUACUUUUGUGACCACUGUCUACAUUAUGUGGAGGCUGAACGCUCGCUCCACUAUGAAGCUCUACCAAAUAUUCUGACAGUUCAUCUGAAGCGUUUCAGUGCAUCAACAGGAAUGUUUGGAUGCUUAUCAAAGAUAAAUGACCAUGUAACAGUGCCACUUCAACUCUCUUGUUUGAACUACAAGUGCCCCAAGUUUUGUUCAAGGCCGGAUCACAGGUACACCCUGUAUGCCAUCAUAAUGCACGCUGGUUCUACUAUUACUUCUGGCCACUACCUGUCUUAUAUCAAGGCCCGUCCAAAUGAGGAUGGAUCACCACUGGCUUACGACACACUUACAAAUUAUCUUAACACCAGUCCUGCCACGAACAACAGGUCAGUUGAUGAGCAUGAAGUCACAUGUGGAAUGGGGGAUCCUUCUGACUCCUGGGAUUCUUCCUUCAAGGGAGAGAAGCAGACAGCCACACCAUGUGACAAGGGAAAUGCACAAGAUUUAUUGGCAAAUGAUGCAGAGUCCAGUGGUUCACUGGAGUACCAUUGGCUGGAGUGUGAUGAUGAAACCAUCCAUAUUCUGUCAGAAAAGGAGUUCAAUGGGAGAUUGAUGGAUAAAGAAAGUUCUUUGCGUGGUACUCCGUAUGUCCUUUUUUAUCACCGUUUAGAUACAUGGAAGGGAAGUGAGUCAAGUAGGAAUGAAUGUACAAAAAGGAAGGGAAAGUAAGUGAGAAAUGAACAAAAAUGGAGAAAAGUAAAAAUAAAUGAUAUAGAUAUUUGGACAGAGUAGAAAAGAAAAUGAGUAAGAUGAACAAAUGGAACGUUUACACAGGUGGAAAAAAAAGGACUGCUUAACUGAAGAAGAGUAAGAAGUGAGCCACAGGGAGGCUGACACACAGAGUGAUAGAAAUGGUUAUUCAAAUGGAUACCUUGUGGGUGUCAAACAGACUUCUUCAGAACUGGAUCCACACAUAGAGAGAAAGUGAAAGCAAGUCAGAGGGAAGCGAACUGUUGUCGAAAUCUCAGGAAUUGUUUUGUAAAGUUUAGUUGAUGUGUGCCUAUGGGGCAGAUACAUCAGUUGGAAGCAUUCAGUACGAAGUAUUUUGACUGGUUGACUCCAACAGUGUGACAGACUUACUGAUUGCAGCCUUUUGAUAUUCUUUUAAUUGCUGUUUAGAUAAAAAAUAAAAUGUAUCCUUCACAUCUUGGCUUAUAAUUUUAAAAAAUAUGGCUCAGAUUUGUUAUUCUAUCCCAUAAAAAAGUUUUAGAAGGUUUUGAACUCUGGUUAUCAUGUUGAUCAUAUUUUAUGCUGUCAGACAAAAUACAUGCGAGUAAUGAAUGUAGGCUCAUAUAUCGUAGUCUGCUGUACAUUAUUGUAGGGAUCUGUAUGAAAACUUUGUUUUUGGGGAAUGAGAGUUGUUUUGGUUGUUUUGGUGGUCUAUCUUAUAUCAUCAUCAUCACUCCUUUAACUGGCACUGGCUUGACUCUGAUCGCCAGCUUGCCUGUCAGGCUGACACUGAUAUUAGGGAUAGGGGGAGUGUACUAGAUGAGAUGCAGCAGUGGCUAAUCUUGUGCACUUUUUUAAUUAGGAACACUGGUGGAUAAAUCUACAAGCCUGUGGAUUUCCCAAUGCUACAUCAGUGGAAUACACAUGAAUACAACUUGCUCCAAGAACCAACACAAAUGAAUAUACCAGCAGAAGUGUUAGCCAAUUGCAUGGUGGCUAUAAAAUAUUCCUGCUGUUCUUGCAUUCAUUUGCCUUGUGUUUCAGCAGAUCUAGAACUUUGCGGAAGCAAAUAAGGUCGAGGUGACUUUUGUCGUUGGCAACAAAAAUAAACUUUCCUCCUCCUACUCAUCGAAUGGAUACAAAAAGGCAUUAGAUGCAUGAACCCUGUGUCACGUUCUUAGGCACUGGCUCCCCAAGAGGCUAUUGACAAAAAUCAUGUAUAAACUGGUGUUACCAUCAUUAACACGUGUUUCAGGCCACAACAGAAUCCACAGAUACCAAUCCUUUCCAUCCUGGGUUGAUUUUGCAGACAGAUGUGCAUAUGUUUCUGCAUGUGUUUUUAAUGUGUUUUCUUACUGUAGAUUGAAAUUUUUCUUAGAUUUUUUUUUUACCAAAUUUUAUUUCAUGAGGAUCAACAAACAUUACAGAACUAAACAUUGCUUUUUUGCCCAUCCAAAACAGGUACAUCUGAAAAGUGAGGGGUCAAUCACAAGAAAAACAUGGGAGUAAAAAAAAAUCUCUUGAGUUAAGGUUUUACGUUUGUGCACUUGUUAAAAGGUUUCGUUGGGCAGCCUGUCCACUUUUUUGCAAGCUUGAAGUUAAAAUGUUCUCUGUAACUGGUAUGAUUUUUAUCUCCAUAUAACUGGUAACAGGUGUAUUCACCUUCCACACUGCCAUGAGCAACUACUUCACAUGAUACUAAGAUUUUCAUCUAACAUUACAGUACCAUAAAACAUGACAUUAGAAAAACAUAGCCAUACUUUACUGGACAUAACAGCACACAUAUUUGUACGAUAUUUUCAGAGUACAUGGAUAUUUUGGCCUGUGACCCAUUCUCCUUCCUUUUAUUUAUGACUGCAUAAUUUGAUGUGAAGAGUACGGAUCUCAGUCCAGUUAUAGAAGGUACAGGUUAGCAGUAACAACAGCUGUGACAAGUUCAUUAUCCUAGCCUGUUAUACUUCUUGUUCUGUCCCACAUUCUUUGCUUUAUCAAACAGCUUGCACAAGUUUUUAAAUUUUAGUCCCAUUGUUCCUUAUGUAAGGCUAUCUCAACCUAGGAUACUCAUCUGAGGCUUGUAGCAUUGGCCGGAUGCCAGUUCUAACACAAUGAUCUCUCCUUCACCUAAGAAACAUCAGUUAUUAUUUGUUUUACGAAUAAACAAGUAUUGUGUAGCAUAUCGUUAUCUGAAUAUAGGAACCAGCACUGCUAGCAGAUUAUGUACCUGUUGGAGGUUUUUGACUGCUAUUAGAUACCUGAUCUUUCAGCAUAGAAACUUAAUUUUGCUGUGGAAUAUUUCUAACAAAAUAUAUUUGAUGGAUAAAUGUCCGACCAUCAAAAGCAUGGCCAAAAUCUGUUUUCAGAAUGUCUUUUCUACGGUUUGCACAUAUUCAGUAGUUUAUUUUAAUAAAAGUUUGAUUGAGAACACAUGAAUUCCUCACAUAACUGCCAUAUCUUGGCACUUUGUGUCAUUAUGGUUAGAUUUUAAAAGGUGUUUAUAAAACAGUAAAUUACAGGUGUUUAUAUCAA